Molecule: messenger RNA, 737 nt
Organism: Onychostoma macrolepis
Lineage: Eukaryota; Metazoa; Chordata; Actinopteri; Cypriniformes; Cyprinidae
Product: putative mediator of RNA polymerase II transcription subunit 12
Exons: 1
Coding region: 63-737 (224 amino acids)
Source: RefSeq, a predicted model, not a curated record
AUGCCAGUUCAACAGCAAACUGACCAGUGGUUUCAGAAGCCAGUUCAACAGCAAACUGACCAAUGGUUUCGAAGCCAGUUCAACAGGAGACUGACCAGCGGUUUCAGAAGCUAGUUCAACAGCAAACGCCCGUUCAACAGCAGACUGGCCAGUGGUUUCAGAAGCCAGUUCAACAGCAAACGCCCGUUCAACAGCAGACUGGCCAGCGGUUUCAGAAGCUAGUUCAACAGCAAACUGACCAGCGGUUUCAGAAGCUAGUUCAACAGCAAAUGCCAGUUCAACAGCAGACUGACCAGCGGCUUCAGAAGCCAGUUCAACAGCAGACUGACCAGCGGCUUCAGAAGCCAGUUCAACAGCAGACUGACCAGCGGCUUCAGAAGCCAGUUCAACAGCAGACUGACCAGCGGCUUCAGAAGCCAGUUCAACAGCAGACUGACCAGCGGCUUCAGAAGCCAGUUCAACAGCAGACUGACCAGCGGCUUCAGAAGCCAGUUCAACAGCAGACUGACCAGCGGCUUAAGCCAGUUCAACAGCAGACUGACCAGCGGCUUCAGAAGCCAGUUCAACAGCAGACUGACCAGCGGCUUCAGAAGCCAGUUCAACAGCAAACUGACCAGCGGUUUCAGAAGCUAGUUCAACAGCAAAUGCCAGUUCAACAGCAAACUGACCAGUGGCUUCAGAAGCCAGUUCAACAGCAAACUGACCAAUGGUUUCAGAAGCCAGUUCAACAGCACUGA